This is a messenger RNA of Aspergillus luchuensis, 1872 nucleotides long. RefSeq names its product Zn(II)2Cys6 transcription factor. Lineage: Eukaryota; Fungi; Ascomycota; Eurotiomycetes; Eurotiales; Aspergillaceae. Gene Ontology annotation, molecular function: DNA-binding transcription factor activity, RNA polymerase II-specific; zinc ion binding; sequence-specific DNA binding. The coding region runs from base 1 to 1872 and encodes 623 amino acids. Gene Ontology annotation, biological process: positive regulation of transcription by RNA polymerase II; DNA-templated transcription. The transcript is spliced from 3 exons. The record is from RefSeq and is a predicted model, not a curated record.
AUGUCGGGUACCUCAUUCUUGGACAGACCGCUCCUCAAAGUCAGUCGACCUGUGGCUGCUUGCUCAAGAUGUCGAACGGCCAAAAUCAAAUGUGACGGGAAGCUUCCGGCCUGCUCCGCAUGCGAAAGGGUUGGUAAAGCGAGCACCUGCUCUGGCGCAAGUGAUGAAUUUGCCAGAGGAAAGGAAAGAAGCUAUGUCGCCUCUUUGGAGGGAUACUGCGAAAGACUGGAAAAGAAAAUUGCAGAUCUUCGUCGCCUGAAAACAUCAUUAUCUGUGGAUGAAAGGGGUGUCGCCCAUCAGAGUUCAAUCACAUCUAUUUCCUCAGCAGGUGCUGUCGCACAGGAAGGUGGCAAAGAAGUCACUGACAUCGAUGACCUCGUGGGUGAUUUUGGCUUCUUGUCCGUCAAUGCGACUUCGAGAGACUUCCAUGGGAUUACUUCCAAUACUUCUUUCGCCAACCUUCUUCUGUCCCUGUCACAAGCCGAGUCGAUACCAAGACUACCGGCGCAGUCAUUACCGCCGCGCAAUGAAAUACUGAACUUACUACAACAUUAUUUCGACAACAUCUACAUACAGCUUCCAUUCUUCGUCGAAACGAGCUUCUGGACCUCUGUAGAUGCGGUCUACCAAGCUGGGGGGCGCUUUGCCAAGCCUUUUGACAAGUGGAUCUUGCAUAUGGUCUUAGCCACAGCGUCUGCGUCUCUCUCCCUCAAGAUCGGUGAUACCAGUCAUCGCAGAGCGUUAUCUCAUAUUUCAAUGGCAAUGAAUCAGGCCGAGGACGUCAUCCGCCCCGGUACUAUAGCCGGUAUCCAGUCAAUCCUACUGCUUGCCCAAUAUUCCUUAUUCGACCCCCAACACUUUCGCAGCUGGUAUCUGGUAGGGAUGGCUGUUAGAGUAGCAGUCGACCUAGGCCUACACCAGGACCCGCCUUUGGAUGUUCAGUCAGCCUCAGAGCAGCUGGACCUGCGUCGCCGUGUCUUCCAUUGUGUUUACUGCUUAGACAGAGGAAUAAGCACUGCCUUUGAAAGAACCUUCUCGUUCUCAGACGAGUCCGUCGAUGUUGCUUUGCCAUCUUCUGCCACAUCCUUAGGGGCUUCGCUAACCGAAAAGAGCCAUAUAUUUUUACGGAGCUCAGAGCCUGCGUGGCACAUUGUCAAAAUCCGCCAGAUACUGUCGGAGGGCUACCAGAGAAAAUAUUUCCAUGAACACGAGACUUCUCUUCAAGCUCCGGCCUCGACGUGGGCUCUCUGCUCAAAAGCAUAUGAGUGGUUUGGUAAAUUCCCGAGUAAUGUACCAAACCACUUCCCUAUCCUGUACCGGUUGGAGCUAUCAUACACGAUCGUCGUGAUUCUUUCUGCUAGCGACGAACCGACCGCACUAUGUGAUUACAGCAGAAUUGUUCUGUUCCAUUGCUGCAUGCAGUACAUUAACGAACUUUAUGAGGUGCUGAAGAACCCUACUUGGUUGCCUUUGAUGACCUUCCUGGAUAUCCAGAGGACGUAUCAAGUUGGUCGACGAUUCAUACGAGAUGUAACAGAAAACCAGGACCUUCUCUUGGACCCGUCGAUACCCGCAUUACCCUCCAUCCCUCCGGAGACCCCGGAACAGCUGAUAUUGAGUGGUGAAGAUUGUAUGAGCUUUUACGCGCGCGCCUCGGAAUGUCUUUUGCAGAUCAACAAUCUCCUCCAAUAUGGUGCAAGCAAGUGGGGAGCGACCGGUAUAUUUGGGGAAUUCCAGCAAAUGUCCGAACCCGCUCGGAGCCGUCUUUUACAUGCAUCGAACCCAUACCUGGCGGGCUCUACAGCCUAUAUGGCUGGCUACUCUACGAUGGUGCCUGCAGGAACAGGAUACCUAGGCUUUGAUAUUGGAUAA